AUGGAAAGCAUAACAAGCUUCCUCUCCGCCAUUGGGCAAGAGGUAGAAGAUGCCGAAGAGGAAUCCUUCAUCCUCUUCUCCCAGGACAUCCCCUCCUCGAACCUAGGCUUCGUCGACUCGAAGGCUACGUCCGUUGACAUCUCCAUCCGCGACCAGGAAUACACAAUCCACCAGUCUCCAACGCUACUUUCAUCUUCCCGCGCUGGGGGUACAACCGGUGCAGUCCUAUGGAAAAUAACCCCCCUCUUCGCAGAAUGGCUCUCAGACCAGCCAUCAAACCCGCUCUGGACACACUCAAUCCUCAGACCCUCGUCAACAGUCGUCGAGCUAGGAUGCGGCAUCUCAGCUCUUACAGCCCUCGCCCUCUCCCCCCUCCUUGAACCACAGGGGAACGGGAGCGGGGACGGUCACUACAUCGCCACAGACCAAGAAUACGUCCACCGUCUUUUCCGCCAGAACCUACUCAGCAAUCCUCCCCGGUCAUCAGCAUCUACCAAAAAGGUCAAGGCGCAGCCAAAGGGGAAAAGAGGGCAGAAACCCUCUACUACUACUGCUGCUGCUAAUACUAAUACUAAUACUCCCGGUGAUGAGGGCCAAAACACAAACCCACACGCAAACAUCACAUUCACAUCCCUAGACUGGGAAACAGAUCACCCGGAGACACUGAAGCAGCAAAUCCAACACCAGCCAGCCUCUUCACAAGAUAACGGCGAUGAUGAAGAGGAGGAGAGCGAUAACGGCUUCGACCUCCUCCUCUCCUGCGACUGCAUCUACAACGAAGCUCUAAUCUCGCCCUUCGUGCGGGCCUGUGCGGAGAUUGCGCGGCUGCGGCCGAUAUUCGAUUCCAAUACAGAAGGAUCGCCAGUAGCUUAUGGGCGGCGGAGGAAGCCAACAAUAUGCGUCAUUGCGCAGCAGCAGCGCUCGCCGGAUGUCUUUGAGGCGUGGCUGAGGGAGACGAUGCGCCAUUUCAGGGUUUGGAGAGUCGCUGAUGAUGUGCUGGGGCAGAGAUUGGGGGUUGGGAGUGGGUAUCUGGUGCAUGUUUUGGUUUUGAAGGCAUGA
Molecule: messenger RNA, 1059 nt
Organism: Aspergillus versicolor CBS 583.65
Lineage: Eukaryota; Fungi; Ascomycota; Eurotiomycetes; Eurotiales; Aspergillaceae
Product: S-adenosylmethionine-dependent methyltransferase
Exons: 3
Coding region: 1-1059 (352 amino acids)
Source: RefSeq, a predicted model, not a curated record